Molecule: messenger RNA, 5274 nt
Organism: Archocentrus centrarchus (flier cichlid)
Lineage: Eukaryota; Metazoa; Chordata; Actinopteri; Cichliformes; Cichlidae
Gene: ampd2b
Product: adenosine monophosphate deaminase 2b
Exons: 19
Coding region: 357-2645 (762 amino acids)
Biological process (GO): IMP salvage; AMP metabolic process
Cellular component (GO): cytosol
Molecular function (GO): AMP deaminase activity
Source: RefSeq, a predicted model, not a curated record
GAGCAGAGGUGGGGGGGGGGUCACAUACUGGGAUGUGAGGGGGAGUUCAUGGAUCUGCUGGACCAGCUUUUUGUAUGUAUGACAGUGACAGACUGAGGAAACAGAGGGAAUGACUGUUUGACUCUCAGAUGCCAUCCUGGGCCAUUUGCUGUUUGGCAUGCUCCAUCUCCCUGCCAGGACAGUCUCUCUCUCCCUCUCUCUGUCUCUCUUUCCUCCCUCGGCCCUGCUAGCUGCUGGUUAACGCAGGCUGUGAGGAGACAGUUGAGCUCCGUGGUACCCGCCACCUCCUCACUUCCCAGCAUUCCCUGCCUGGGAUCCCUGUGGCCUUGAAACAAUCCAUUGACCUACGUACUUCCAUGGAUGGGAAAUACAAGGAGAUUGCCGAAGAGCUGUUCUCACGCAGCCUGGCAGAGAGUGAGAUGCGGAGCGCCCCCUAUGAGUUUCCAGAGGACAGCCCCAUUGAACAGCUGGAGGAGAAACGGCAUCGCCUUGAACGACAGAUCAGCCAGGAUAUCAAGUUUGAACCAGACAUCCUCCUGCGAGCCAAACAGGAGUUCAUGAAGACUGACAGUGCCACAGAUCUUGAAUACAUGAAGGAGCAGAGCCAAAUUCCUGACCUGCAGGAGAGAGAACCAGUCCCAGAGAGGGAGUAUCAGCGAGUCACUAUUUCUGGAGAGGAGAAAUGUGGGGUUCCAUUUACAGAUCUGCUGGAUGCUGCCAAAUGUGUGGUGAAGGCUCUGUUCAUUAGGGAAAAGUACAUGGGUCUAUCGCUGCAGAGCUUCUGCAGAACCACUGCUCGUUACCUGCAGGAGCUGAGUGAGAGACCCCUGGACUUAGAUAUCUACGAGGAGGAGAUCCCAGAAACCACAGACACUGCAGAUGCCACCGUGCACCCACCUGUUUCUGAAACGCACCCCUACGAAAACCUGGACCCCGCCAGCAUGUCCCCUGAUAUGGGUUACGGCUGUAAGAUGGUUGAUGGUGUCAUGCAUGUGUACACAACGAGAAACAUUAUGGACAAGACCACAGAGCUGGACCUGCCGUAUCCAGACCUGCAGGAGUACAUCGCUGAUAUGAACGUCAUGAUGGCCCUCAUUAUCAACGGGCCAGUAAAGUCCUUCUGCUAUAGACGUCUGCAGUAUCUCAGCUCCAAAUUCCAGAUGCACAUCCUGCUCAAUGAGAUGAAAGAGCUGGCAGCACAGAAGAAAGUCCCACACAGAGACUUUUAUAAUAUCCGUAAGGUCGACACGCACAUUCAUGCUUCCUCUUGCAUGAACCAGAAGCACCUUCUACGUUUUAUCAAAAGAGCCAUGAAGAAGUAUCCCAAAGACAUUGUACACAUGGAAAGAGGCAAGGGUCAGACGCUCAUGGAGGUGUUUGAGAGCAUGAACCUUACAGCCUUUGACCUAAGUGUUGACACACUGGACAUGCAUGCAGAUCGUAACACUUUCCAUCGAUUUGACAAAUUCAAUGCCAAAUACAAUCCGAUUGGUGAGUCCAUCCUGAGAGAGAUCUUCAUCAAAACGGACAACUACAUUGAGGGGAAAUACUUUGGUCAUAUUAUUAAGGAGGUGAUGGCCGACUUGGAGGAGAGCAAAUACCAGAACGUGGAGCUCAGGCUGUCAAUCUACGGCCGCUCCAGAAACGAGUGGGACAAACUGGCCAAAUGGGCAGUCAAACAUCAGGUCUACUCCGACAAUGUGCGCUGGCUUGUCCAAAUGCCACGACUCUUUGACGUUUACCACACAAAGAAACAACUGUGCAACUUCCAAGAAAUGCUGGAGAAUAUCUUCAUGCCUCUGUUUGAGGUUACGGUCGACCCCAGCAGCCACCCAGAGCUGCACCUUUUCCUUCAGCACGUUGUGGGGUUCGACAGUGUGGAUGAUGAAUCAAAACCAGAGCAACAUAUCUUCAACCUGGACAGUCCGCUGCCAGUCAACUGGACAGAGGAGGACAACCCACCCUAUUCCUAUUACCUCUACUAUAUGUAUGCAAACAUGACUGUGCUGAAUCACCUGCGCAGGCAGCAGGGGUUCCACACUCUUGUACUACGCCCUCACUGUGGCGAGGCGGGGCCGAUCCAUCACCUGGUAUCUGGUUUCAUGCUGUCAGAGAAUAUCUCCCAUGGGCUGCUGCUCAGGAAGGCUCCUGUGCUGCAGUAUCUGUACUAUUUGGCCCAGGUAGGCAUCGCCAUGUCUCCUCUCAGCAAUAACAGCCUGUUCCUCAGCUAUCAUCGUAACCCUCUGCCAGAGUACCUGUCCAGAGGCCUCAUGGUGUCUCUGUCUACAGAUGACCCUCUGCAGUUUCACUUUACCAAGGAGCCCUUGAUGGAAGAGUACAGCAUUGCUGCUCAAGUAUGGAAACUGAGCUCCUGUGACAUGUGUGAGCUUGCUAGAAACAGUGUAUUGAUGAGUGGAUUUUCUCACAAGGCGAAGAGUUACUGGCUGGGCCCAAACUACAUUAAGGAGGGGCAAGAGGGCAACGACAUCAGGCGAACCAACGUUCCUGACAUUCGCGUGGCGUACCGAUAUGAGACCAUGUGUGAGGAGCUGAAUUUAAUCACACAGGCCAUUCACACAGAUGAGUUGGAGACCAUCAGAGAGGAGGAAAGCCUUUGUAUGGGAGCUGUGCAGGCAGAGAAAUAAUUGUGCUGCACAACACAAACAAAAUUCUCACAACAUUCCCCAUUUUCAAAUCAGGACAUUGCAUAGAUUUGCAUAUAAUCAUAUCACAUCAUGUAAAAAGAGAAAUGAGAGCUGCUUGUGGCCAAUAUGAGAGAGAAGUUACAGUCUGUGUACCCGAGGUGUUUGCUUUUUUAGUUUUUUUGAGUUCCUCUUUCUUUAUUUUAUCACAGUAAUUAUGAUAUCAUAAUGUCUCUAGUUCUUUAUUUGGAUUUUUUUUAAUGGUUUGUGACCAUAUUGUAUCGUAUCAUAUUUACAUAUAUGCACAAUGUGAUUUCUUUUUGUAUCAGAUUUGAGUAAUAUUCACAUUUAAAUUUUAAUCUAUUAAUAAUUCAAGUACACAGGAUCCAGCAUCAGCUGAUUUAAGAAAGAAGACAAUCCAGAACAACUGUGCAAAAAGACGAGCUUCUAACUGCAUGCAGGUCUAGAGCUGCCACAAAGGACUCUGGUGUCUGGGACUUUUUGAGUCUUUUCUUGGAACAUUAGCAAACCAUGGUCAACAGGUUUGAGCAUUUAUAAUCAGCUUACUGUUACCAAAGUGGCUUAAUCUAAUAUCAAGAGGAGAGCACACAAAGAUUUUCAAUGGCCCAUUCAGUUUGUUUAAUUAGAAAUUAAGGUGGGGUGUUCAAGGCAGGGGUUAUAAUGGAUGAUGGGAAAUGUACAUAAGAGUGUUGCGUAAGCAUGCCAAGCAAAGUAAACUAAAGUUGCAGAGACUUGAAAGACUUCCCAGAGCAAGAGAGAGAGUACAGUGAGCAAGCAGGUUUUUAUAAUCUGAAAUAACUUAAACCUGUAAGGUGCAUCCACUUAUCUGACAUCAAAUAAACAAACAAACAAAAAAAAUCAAAGCAGGUUACAGCACUUUUAAAGUACUUCAGUCUUUACAACUGGUAUUAUUUUCCUUCCAAGUUGUAAAAGUCUAUCUUUGGAUAAAGACAAGCUCUUGAAAAAUCAAGUGAUUUGACAGUGACUUGGUUAAAACUGGUAAACUGAUUAGAAUUUGGUGGUGAAACAUGAAAGAAGUGCUAUUCUUAUGAAAUGAUGACACCAGAGUUUGGUGCUCACCCCUGUACAACUUUUUACCUUUUAUGCUAAUUCCAAGAAAAACAGAGCCAACGUUGGUUAGUUAUUUUUCGACGUUCUAGAGGCCUGAAUGCUACUUCAGACACAUAUUUCUCUCUGCACACAUUCACAUUAUAAGUAAAAACAAAUUAUGCAGCCAUAAAGUGUAGCUUGUGUAACAGCUUGGGCCGCAACAGUCAUAUCCUUUUUAGGAACAGGUGACUGGUUUUGACUAAAUGGUGUUACUUGUGUUUCCAAUCACACUAAAUUGCACAUUGUUGCAUUAUUUGAGAAUUUUUUUUAUUAUAGUUGUGCAACCUGGUUAAAUAAUUCUAGUUUCUGACUUUCUGAACAACUCCACACACUUAUUAAUGGACUGAUGAAUAGCUGUUUGUACCCAGCCUUACAGUUUCAUACAUAUAUUCUAAGACUAAGAAGCAGCACUUAAACAGUUUCAUGUACGUGCACCUAAAACUAUGUGGAGAGUCUUCGCUGCUCUGGAGAGAAGCAAUACUGUGUUGGUCUGAAUAAGAGUGCAGAAUAUUGUCUGUUAUGGGACUAGAAAAUCAGAUGUUUUGAUAUUACUUUUGACUGAAGUGUUCAUCAGCAAAUUAUUUGUAGUUGCUAGUCUAGCCAGUGUUUUUGAUGUGUUUAAAGUGAGUCUUUUAGAGUUUUGUUAAAGGUUUUUGGUAAAGCGAGUGCCACCUGCUCCUUCAACCUUUUUAUUUGCAUGAAGAAAAUAAACUUGCGUGGAGCCGGGACAAACUAAAACGCUAACACACCCAGUCCGGAAUUAACAACCAUCUAAAUAAAAAUAGCAUUUAUUGUUUAAUAUGAUACAUUUUUGGUGCUGUGGAGAAAGAUGUAUAAAGCGGGACAAUCUGUGGUUCUGAACUUUUAGUUAAGGCCCUGAUUUACCCAAUCAUGAGUUUUGUUGCAAAACUGGUUCGAUAACCAAUCAAACAGCCUUUUAAGAACAUCUGCAGUCGAAAUGAGACCGUGGUUGAAUUGUUGUGAGUAUAUAGUCGGUAUUAUCCACAGGACCUCAUCCAGUGCAACUAGCUGAAUAUCUCUGUUUUCAGUAUUCUUCAGAUAUUCUUGCUGGGGUUUUUUUUGUUGUUUUUUAGCUCAAUGCAGUGAGGGCACGUCAGUAUUACUGUUUGUUUGCAGUGAUGCUACUCAUUUGCAUUAUACUCCUAGUUUGUGACAUUGUUACUGGCAGUCUAAACUUAACUAUGGUACCAUCUGUCCUUUUACAUGACGAUACAGUAUUUCUGAGUAACAGUACAGUGAGUGAUGCAUGCUGAUCCACUCCUUCAGUGUUCAGUCCUUGCAUAAAUUCAACUGGUGCCAAAUCAAUAAAUAAUCUUUUUUUUAAUACAAUUUCUUUUUUGAGUCCUCUUGUCAUCAAUAGGCUGCUAGUUGCUAUUUCAAAAGCACCGCAUGUCCUCCCAGAGAAAUGUAUGUGCUGUUUGUAAAAACUUCUGUAAUGCUGUUUGUGUCUGUAAAAAAAAUAAAUCUUAUUCACCUUGGA